This is a messenger RNA of Hypoxylon trugodes, 2156 nucleotides long. RefSeq lists its product as uncharacterized. Bases 596 to 1780 code for a protein of 394 amino acids. The transcript is spliced from 2 exons. NCBI's taxonomy places the organism in Eukaryota, Fungi, Ascomycota, Sordariomycetes, Xylariales, Hypoxylaceae. The record is from RefSeq and is a predicted model, not a curated record.
GUUUAUUCUACCUAGAACAAGCUAAAUGGAACUUAACGACAAGGGAUUGACAUUAUAUGUUAUCAUACCUAUGAUGAUAACAUAUAAUGUAGACGAGCCCAAGAAUGUCCUAUUGGCAUUGGGAUGACGCAGGAGUUACCAUUCUUCAUUCGGGCCAUACUGUCUAAACUAUAUGGAUAUUUUAUCUAAAAACCACGAAAAGAAAGAAAAAUUGAUCUUGCGAUGAUUGAAUUCCUUUUAACGCGUGGGGGAAGGCCCUAAGUAAAGGUUUCAAAAGCGCCAUACAGUUCAGGUCUGGACUUCCAAGUCAAAUGAACCAAAAUUGACCGAUUGCUAUCCACCGACUCCUCUAAAAUCUACUUCUGCGUUUUCUUCUGUGGAGUCAAACGCCGUGGAUUAGAUUGAUUCGGCUUCCCGGUGCCCUUCAGAGUUGCGGCGCGGAUCAAGGAUUCGGGGCUAAUUAGAGCAAUUUUAGUGAUUGCCGCAUGAUGCUACGCCUUAUUAACGUGCAUACCUAUGUACCUACUUAAGGUAGGUACAUAGGUCUCUUCGCAAUAUUCAAUCGAUUAUUCAACUUGAACUGUUUAUCGACAUUAUGCUUGAACGGUUGAGCACCGAACUCAUAGAACACAUAGCAUUUUCUUUAGAGGAUCGAGCAGAUCUUCUGACUCUGCGCCUUGUUAGCCGAAGACUCAACAAUGCAACUUAUAGGGUAUUCGGCAGAGCUUGGUUUGGAACCAUUCUGUUGAAGUUCAUACCGGAAUCUCUUCCUAGAGUCGCAGACAUCGCGCAUCACCCGUUACUACGAGAAAGCGUACGCCAUAUAAAAGUUGGCAUUGGCAACGAAAAGCAAUAUGCCGAAUUUGGCUUUCUAAAUCCAGCAUUGCCAUCCGCGAAAGAUGCACAAGAUCUCCUAGCUUCCUUCCCCAACUGCGAUGAAAUCACUGUCACCGAUUAUUAUGACGAUUGCACAAUCCAAGAUGGGUUCUCUGCCCUGUACACAGUUAAUUUUAUGUUCCUAGUGCUUGCUCGUCUUCGCAUCAAAACCUUCAACAUCUAUGUUCGAAAUAUCCAAGCGUUUAAACAUGCCCACCUAUUAUUUGAUACUGUCAAGUCAGCGCCUUUUCGGUCAUCGUGGUCCCACAUACAACACAUAAAUUUUUGGUGGCAGCCGGGCAUCGCAUUAGCGAAAAUAACGUCGAAUCUCGUUCUAGAAGCGGUGAAUCUUCGAACAUUAAUCUUAAAAUGUGUCCUUUCACAAGUUGUCAAUCAACUUCUCCAGCGAAUAGCCGAAUCGCCAACAGUCCCCGCCGUCAAGCAUCUUGAGCUAAGUGCCUGGAGGCCGCUUUCACCAGAAAUAUUCUCGAGCGCUAUUCUCCGUUUUAAAGAUAGCCUAGAGUCGCUUACACUAUACCGCACUCGGACUGACUGGGAACCCUUUUUCGCCCUGCUGGGAAAAGAAAGCUUCCCCCAUCUAGGGACUAUUACAUUUAGAGGUUCUCAUAAUAUUUUUCUCUGUCCGCUACGAAUGAAUCAAAACGCCUUGUCGCAGUACGGAGGAGACCUUGAGUUCACCUUGCGGGACUAUGCGGGGAAGUCCCGAGUAUGCGGAAUGAGGUAUCGCAGUUCUCCGCCUGGAAUACAACAUAUGCUACAGACACUUGGAAGGAAUUCCAUCUAUACUAGUAAUUCGUCGAGGCGGGAGAGAAGUCCUGGAUUGCCUGAUAUGAAAACUUAUACGGGAGAUACGGUUGGGAGGGUAGUUAAUGAUCUUCUAUAAUUCCGUUUGGAUUUACAUAAGGUCAUAUCAGGUGUGGUGUUACGCAAGAUUCUUGAUGAAUCCUGAUCUCAUCCAGUUGGUCAAGCAGAAUAGGGGUGCUGAAUCUCAUCGUAGCACAGCGGCCGCUAUCCCACUGUGACUUCCUCAAAUAAAUUCCGGGCCGAGCCAGCCCCGUGCCGCAUUGAAUCACACAACAUAGAACGGAGCCGUCUCCGUGAGGAAGGAGAGGACAGUAUAGCAGAUUGCGGGGUAGCUCGGCGGGGUCGGAACUAAGUAAUUCGUACCUCGGUACCCAGUUCCCUCUCUUGAAUAGAAUUCUCUAACAUUUCAUCCUUUCUUAUAGAAUUGAUUAAUAGAAUUUUCUGGAUACGAUGAA